GAUAGGACUGGCAAUCAAUAACUGAGUGAAUCAUUCAUUUAUUCAUUUGGUAUUUACUUCUUAAGACAUAACAAGAAUGGCGACCAUUUUUCCGACCUAUAACUUGGCCUCAACACCUUCCUCAUCAUCACAGGCAUCACUUCCACCUUCAUAUGCCAUUACAGUCCACGACCACGUUCUGCCUCCCGGAUGGCAGUGCAAGUACGACCCAAAGACAUCCAAAUACUAUUUUCUCAACGAUCCGCCGCAACACACAACCGGUUCACAGCACUGGGACUUUAAAAAAUAUGGACACCAGAGUUGCCAUUCUUCGCGCAUCUCUUCCCCGUCUCAUACAUUCACUUCGUAUGGAAAGUACUUUCAGCCAUUUACGUCCCGACACAAAGUCUCGGAUUCCGUUCCGCACAAGAUAUGCCAGCAGUUCCCACAAGUGGACGAUAAUUAUAUCAAUCAUUUAAUGAAAAUUUACCACAGUCGGGAAAACCUGGUCAUCAGUGCUCUGUUGGCUGAGGGCUAUACGCGAUCAUUCAGUUUACCUCCCGAUGAAACACUAUUUUAUAAACUUAAGAAUUAUUUCCCAGUAGUAGAUCCAGAACUCAUUCGCCAUAUGCUUAUUAAACACGAUAAUGUUGAGCAUGAAGUGAUUGGUGCUAUAAUAGCGACGUUAGGUCCAAAUCACAUCCGAUAUCAAAGUACAGCUCUGUGCCCGGGAUCGCCUAAAAUGAAGCUCAGAUACCUGAAGCUCAUGUAUCCCGAAGCAGACGAAGCCAUUCUCUUUGACUUAUUAUACAAUUGCGAUCAAAACGCAAUGGAAGCCAUCAAUCGGUUGGAGAAAAUGGGUUAUAAGCGCAGCGAUACUUCUGGACGAAAGCCAAGUGUUAAGCCACUGGACACUGAUUUCAGCAAAACUAAAGCACUUCGACCACAAACAGCGCCCAUUAGUUUCAAGACUACUUUCUUUCCGCCCAAUACAACAGAAAAGCAAAAAUUGAUAAAAGACUUGGAGGAAGAGUUCCCACAAGUCGGCUCAACAUUAAUUAAUAUGGCGUUAGAGUCGAGUGGUUUCAAUCAAGAAAGGGCCAGAAUAUUCCUGUCGGCGAUGACACCACAAGACUCGUCCAAAUAUCUGCCCACAGAUAUUAAGUCAGUGGAGAUGUCACCACUUGUGGCCCGUUAUUGUCGCGGAACACAAACCAACUCUCUGUUGGACACAAUCACCGGAACGCCCAUUAAAAUUGCUAAAAGAGUUGCCGUUAAAGUAACGAAAGGCACGUCCACUACAGAAGACGGCAUUUUUGUGGAGGAAAAGAAAAAGCCGGUCGCGAAAGGAUCUGAUCCUACAAAUAGAAAGGGACCAAACAUUUUCAGCCUAAUAAAAUCAUACUUUCCGUGGAAAGGAUCUGAUUCCAAAAACAAGAGCGGAUGCAAUCCGAGUAAUAGGAAAGGUCCGGAUCCUAAUCUCAAGAGUGGCUCCAAAACAACAGCUAAAGGCCCGCAACAGUCCAAUAGGAAGGGAGCGCUCGGAAGACUCAUUAAACUGAACAGAAAUUAA
Messenger RNA from Medioppia subpectinata, 1552 nucleotides. The record is from the annotation of a GenBank genome assembly. NCBI's taxonomy places the organism in Eukaryota, Metazoa, Arthropoda, Arachnida, Sarcoptiformes, Oppiidae.